AUGGCGAAUCACCUGCUUGAAGCGCAAGAAACGUUGUUGCCGACCUAUGAUGGGGAUGCGACUGUUGUGCAGAAAAGAGGCGAGGCAGCGAAAUCUCAUGCUCCGGUGCCGUCAUGCUCGACACCUGCCGAGCCAAUUCCCACUGAACCAACUCCGGCUGCCCAGUUAUCCAGCCAGCGAGAGGAAACCGUCGAUCACCGAACCGACACCAACACCGAGGCGAUCCUGACCGAUCUCAAGCACCAAAAUGUGGCGGUAGCCUCCAUCCAGCCCAUCGAGUUGCAUUAUCCCGCAAACACGGCGGCUGCUGCGCUCCCGUCAGCUGCUCUGGCAGGGGACGUAGAUGAAGUAACCGUGGACUUGAUGCAUCUCGGUCCCAAUACCACUGCUGCUCCUACCGAUGAAGCCACACUUGCUAGUGUAAAUGCAAUCCCAGCUGCCUAUGAAGGCACUGAAUUCAAAGAUCGUCUUCGCCCCCGUAAGCCGACAGUCGAUCCCAAGCCGCAAGGAAAAACCAAGCGUAAAGCAGGUUCCAGCUCCACGGCUGCACCAGCCAACAAACGCCGCGCUCAGUCCACCUUAGCCCCGUCCAACUCAACUACAAAAGAAGAUAAACUUGCCGAACUCGAAGCCCGCGAAAAAGAACUCGUGUCAGAAGUAGACGAGAUCGCCGAACGGGUCAAAGACAAACUCUCCAAGAACAUCCGCAUGAAAGAGGAGCUUGCAGACAAGAGAAGCUACAUUCAGCAAACUAUUGAUGACGCGGAUACCGCCAUUGCAGGCUUCCAGCGCGACAUGGUUGGUAUAAACAGGAUCAUGUUUGGGAGGCUUAAUACACCUAAUUAUAAUUUUGAUGAUAAGGUUGAAAGGUUGGAGAAGACAAUUCUGCAGCAGCAGAAAGGGUUGACUGGGAUUGAGAAGGAGAUGGAUAAGCAUCGGAAGGAUACUGCUAACUUGGUGGCACAGCAUCGGCCUUUGUGGGACGAGCUGUGUGAGCUGAGGGCAGAGAAAAGGAAGUUUUGA
Molecule: messenger RNA, 1023 nt
Organism: Fusarium redolens
Lineage: Eukaryota; Fungi; Ascomycota; Sordariomycetes; Hypocreales; Nectriaceae
Exons: 1
Coding region: 1-1023 (340 amino acids)
Source: RefSeq, a predicted model, not a curated record